This is a messenger RNA of Populus nigra (black poplar), 1803 nucleotides long. Its product is annotated as mannose-6-phosphate isomerase 1-like. Gene Ontology annotation, biological process: GDP-mannose biosynthetic process; carbohydrate metabolic process. Gene Ontology annotation, cellular component: cytosol. The transcript is spliced from 5 exons. The record is from RefSeq and is a predicted model, not a curated record. Gene Ontology annotation, molecular function: zinc ion binding; mannose-6-phosphate isomerase activity. NCBI's taxonomy places the organism in Eukaryota, Viridiplantae, Streptophyta, Magnoliopsida, Malpighiales, Salicaceae. Bases 298 to 1620 code for a protein of 440 amino acids.
GAAAAUCUUGAGAGUUAGGAACUAAACAGGAAGGGAAGGGAAUGAAAACUGGUAGUCAGAUCAGACCCCACUUAUGCGGUUUCCUCUAUCUUUUCUCUCAAGUCUCCUUUUCUUUCUCUUUCUCAACUUGUUUCCCUCUCUCAUUUUACCCUUUCAAACACUUCAAAAACCAGCAAUAUCUAUAUAUUAUACACACACACACAUACCCUUUUCUUCAUGGCAUUUGUUAUAUUCACAUCUUUGCAGUGUCAUUCUUUUUGUUUCAUAUAAUAUAGUAAAGGUCCUGUCUUUGAUUCAAUGGAGACUGGAUUGGAGAAGAACCAUCAAGGAGGAGGAGGGCUGAAGAGACUGAGAUGUUCAGUUCAAAACUAUGAUUGGGGCAAAAAAGGGACAGAGGGGUCUGAGGUUGCAAGGCUAUAUGAAUUGAAUUCUGGGUCUGAUCUAGAAUUGGAAAAGAAGAAGCCUUUUGCUGAGUUUUGGAUGGGUACACAUGGUUCUGGGCCUUCUUUUGUGGUGGAAAGUGGUGUGGAGAAUGGCGACUCAAUUGGGUCCGGGAGUAUGGGUUUGAAAGAAUGGAUUCUUAAGAAUCCUAAUGUGCUUGGUGAUAGAGUUUUGGAUAAGUGGGGUUGUGAUCUCCCUUUCUUGUUCAAGGUACUUUCUGUGGCAAAAGCAUUGUCGAUUCAGGCUCACCCAGACAAGGAAUUGGCAAAAGUUCUACACAAGUUGCAGCCAAAUCGUUAUAAGGAUGACAAUCAUAAGCCCGAGAUGGCUUUAGCCAUAACAGAGUUUGAGGCCCUCUGUGGUUUUAUCAGUAUUGAGGAGCUUAAAGGUGUGCUUCGAGAUGUUCCUGAGAUAGUAGAACUGGUUGGCAGUGCGGAAGCAAACCAAGUAUUGCAAAUCCAUGAGCAAGAUCAUGAGGAAAAAGUAAAAUCUGUUCUGAGAUCAGCUUUUACCCAACUCAUGUCAGCGAGCCAAGAGAUCACGGCUGAAGCAAUAUCAAAAUUAAAAAGUAGAUUGUAUAUGGAAAGCAAGAUAAGACAGUUGACAGGAAAGGAACAGUUGGUCUUGCAGUUAGAAAAGCAAUAUCCAGCUGAUAUUGGUGUCAUAUCAGCCUUCUUUCUUAAUUAUGUGAAGCUCAAUUCUGGUGAAGCUUUGUAUCUCGGGGCAAAUGAACCCCAUGCAUAUCUAUACGGUGAGUGUAUAGAAUGCAUGGCAACCUCAGACAAUGUUGUGCGGGCUGGUCUUACACCCAAGCUCCGGGAUAUUCAAACUCUUUGUUCCAUGCUCACAUACAAACAGGGCUUCCCUGAAAUCUUAAAAGGAUUUCCUUUGAGUCCAUAUAUAACAAGAUACCUUCCACCUUUUGAUGAAUUUGAGGUUGAUCGCUGCAUUCUUCCAAGAGGGGCAUCAACAGUAUUUCCCGCGAUUCCAGGUCCAUCCAUUUUUCUUGUCAUGGUUGGCGACGGUGCAAUGUGCACUGGAUCAUCCAAAGAUGUAGUUAUGGAGGGAGAUGUCCUCUUUGCACCUGCCAACUCUGAAAUCAGCGUAUCAACUGCAUCUGAGUUGCAUCUGUAUAGGGCAGGAGUGAAUAGCAGAUUCUUUCAAACCUUGAGGUGGUAGACACUGCAGCUUUCAGUUUUAGGAUUGAUUCAGUUCUCAUGCCUUGUACUAUUUAUUUUCAAGAUUAUAUUUAUAUGUAUUAUAUUAUAUGUAAUAUGAUAUCCGAACUUAGCAUGUAAAUGCAACAAACGUAUAGUGAAAGUUAUAGUAUCAUAAUCACAUAUACUAUUUUCAAUUUGUUCA